GUGAAGGAAAACAUCGUGAUGCUGCAGAUAUUUGUGAAGCAGUACUGAACCAGUGUGGUUGACUAUAGCAUAGUAACCCUUAACAUGGGUAACCGACAAGGCCUCACAAUAGUCGUUGCAGACAUUGGAUUAACUUUACGUGAGUUAAUUUUUAGUACGUUUUUUUUUAAUUAUUGUCAUAUUUCAGCGUAUAUGCAACGUGGUGAUAACAAUGUGAUAAUUGUGGAGGCACAACGUUUAGAAGCAGGGCCUUGGUAUUUUACCGCGGCUGAGAACACUUGGUACAUAGGGCGUUAUGCUGCACAAUUUAUUGAUUAUUUAGUAUCAAGAGGUUUGAAUCUAUCCAAAACCCAUUUUAUCGGACACAGUCUGGGCGCCCAAUCGGCCGGAGUCGCGGGAGCUUCGCUUACAUCAGGUCGCGUAGCCAGGAUUACCGGAUUAGAUCCAGCGCUCCCACUCUUUGACAAGGUUCCGUUGGAACAAAGACUUGACCCAUCUGAUGCGGAAUUCGUUGACAUAAUACAUACUGACUCUGGGAUUUUCGGAUUCCCGGGACCCAUUGGUCAUGCAGACUUCUAUCCUAAUGGUGGUCAAAGCCCUCAACCUGGAUGUAACUUGGAAGUAGUGUUGCCGCAGCAACUAUUGUUAAAUAAAUUCUUUUGCAGUCACUGGCGGUCUUAUAUGUUCUACGCGGAGUCUGUACUACGACCGAAGUCUUUCGUAGCCACAUCAUGUCCAUCCUGGCAUCAGUAUAAAAAGGGAGAGUGUAUGGAUGCCCCUAAUGUGCAUAUGGGAUAUGGAGCUGAUCGAAGGUAUGGUCAUUUUACACGAGGACAGUUAGAGUAGUAAGUGUUUUAGUAUUAAAAGAUGGCAAAGGAGCGACGUAAGGGAACCGCAACGUACGAGGACGUACAGAAAGAGAAUAUUUUGCAUUACCUAUACCUCCUCUAUCAAAUCCCUAUCCUUUCCGCAUAAGAAAAGGGUGGGAAGGGAAAGAGGACUUAAAUUAGGUAAAGUAGUAAGGGUAGUAAUGCUAUAGUUAACCUAAACAAAGUUCUCUGUAGUUUUAA
Messenger RNA from Papilio xuthus (Asian swallowtail), 1070 nucleotides. RefSeq names its product pancreatic lipase-related protein 2. Lineage: Eukaryota; Metazoa; Arthropoda; Insecta; Lepidoptera; Papilionidae. The record is from RefSeq and is a predicted model, not a curated record. The transcript is spliced from 5 exons. Gene Ontology annotation, molecular function: lipase activity; serine hydrolase activity. Gene Ontology annotation, biological process: lipid catabolic process. The coding region runs from base 85 to 846 and encodes 253 amino acids.